Coffea arabica (coffee) is the source of this 1286-nucleotide messenger RNA. RefSeq names its product protein HEAT-STRESS-ASSOCIATED 32. The record is from RefSeq and is a predicted model, not a curated record. Lineage: Eukaryota; Viridiplantae; Streptophyta; Magnoliopsida; Gentianales; Rubiaceae.
UACAUUUCUAGAAACCACUCAAGGCUUCUCCAGCUUUUCCUUUUGUUCUGCUCAAAAAAUUAAAAGAAAACGUCCAGUAAAGAUCCCUAUUAUAAGUCUGUGAAGCUUCUCUAAACUUUGAGCUCUAUCCCCAACAAUUUUCAGAGCAAAAGAGAAGGGAAGGGGGAAAGAAAAUGUCGGCAUUUGCAUGGAAGAGCUUCUAUGAAGAUGAGGAUCGUCCUGAGAAGCCAAGAACUUAUGGUGUCACUGAAGUCAGGGGACCCCAUUGCUCCCUUUUCUCUCAAAACCUCCUUGAGGACAUCUUUGAAUCAAUGGGAGAGUUUGUUGAUGGGUUAAAGUUCACUGGAGGCUCCCAUAGUCUAUUGCCAAAGACUUACAUAAGAGAAGUUACUGAUAUGGCUCAUAAACACAAUGUCUAUGUCACUACAGGAGACUGGGCUGAACAUAUGCUCUGCAAAGGACCGUCUGCCUUUAAGGAAUAUCUCGAGGAAUGUAAGCAGUUGGGAUUUGACACUAUCGAGCUCAACAUGGGAUCGAUGGGGUUUCCUGAAGAAACUUUGUUAAGAUAUGUGCGGUUGAUAAAGAAUGGUGGUCUUAGAGCUAAGCCUCAAUUUGCAGUCAAGACUAACAAGUCUGAUAUACCUGUCAACAGAGAUAGAGCAUUUGGAUCUUAUGUGGUACCUGCACCUAGAAGCUCUGAAUUCAUUGAGGAUGUUGAUCUUCUGAUAAGAAGGGCCGAAAGAUGCUUAGAAGCUGGGGCAGACAUGAUAGUGAUUGAUGCUGAUGAUGUCUGCCGGCAGGCUGAUUCUGUUAGGGCAGAUAUCAUUGCGAAGAUAAUUGGGCGUCUUGGCCUUGAGAGAACCAUGUUUGAAGCCUCAAAUCCUAAGACCUCUGAGUGGUUUAUUAAGCAAUAUGGUCCCAAGGUGAACCUUUUCGUGGAUCACUCUCAAGUUAUGGACCUGGAGUGUCUUCGAGGGCGCAACCUGGGGAAAAAUCAUACAUCAGUUCUUGGUUCUUCACAUUUUCCAUUCUAAUUAACUUGGGAAGUGUAUAGGGAACUAAAAUACUUGAAUAUGUUAUUCACGUUUUCAGAUACUGCUGGUGUCGUAAUGUAUGUUUUCAGCAUCUGGUUUUGCAUGGACCUUUCGCUUACAUUGUGAUUUGGUCGUUAAUGAUCAACGCAGAAUUUCUAUGGGUUCCCUUGUGUAAAAUUUGCUGCCUGAGAUCACAUUCAUCUUUUGACUGCUUUGUCAAUGAAUAUAUCAUGUCCAAACUUGGCACUUCCG